This is a messenger RNA of Neoarius graeffei (lesser salmon catfish), 2086 nucleotides long. RefSeq names its product nuclear factor 7, brain-like. NCBI's taxonomy places the organism in Eukaryota, Metazoa, Chordata, Actinopteri, Siluriformes, Ariidae. The transcript has 6 exons. Gene Ontology annotation, molecular function: protein binding; zinc ion binding. Bases 174 to 1652 code for a protein of 492 amino acids. The record is from RefSeq and is a predicted model, not a curated record.
GGAGUUCCUGACAUGUAUGCAGUCGUCAGUUCUCAAAACAGGUUCGUGGUUGAGAGUGUAGAAAGUGUAUGGAAUAGAAACUGAAAUAACUAUUUUGUUGAGGUUUUGUGAAGAAGUGAAACAGUCAGCCAUAUGAACUCCUGAGUAGGUUUGUAGCUGAUGAAGCUCUCACUAUGGCGUCGAAUAAGCGUCCCUUCUCUGACGAGGACUUCACGUGCCCGGUGUGUUGUGACGUCUUUAAGGAGCCCGUGCUCCUGUCGUGUGGUCACAGCGCGUGCGACAGGUGCGUUCACCGGUACUGGGACAUCAAAGGCUGCCGGGAGUGCCCGCUGUGCAGGAAGCGCUCUGCGAGAAACCCUACCGUGAACCUGGCUCUGAAGAACCUGUGUCAGACCUUCCUGGAGCUCCGAGGUGAUCCUGAGACACUCUGUGACCUCCAUGGAGAGAAGCUGAAGCUCUUCUGUGUGAAUGACAGACAGGUCGCGUGCUUGGUCUGUAGAAACUCCAGCAAACACCUCCAGCAUCGCUUCAUCCCUGUCGACGAAGCAGCUUCUCAGUUUAAGCAUGCUGCUACCCGUGGACUGAAUAAGCUGAACUUAAAAACGAAGAGCCUUGAAGAGGUCCACUUUCACUGCCAUCAAAAUGUGGAUCACAUAAAGCAACAGGCCGAGUAUAUAACGAAUCAAAUUAAUGAGAAGAUUCAGGAACUUGUACAGUUUCUGAUCGAGGAAAAUGCAGCCAUGUUGAAGAAACUGGAGGAGGAGAUGCAGGAGAAAUUGCAGACGCUUGAAAACAAAAUGAAAAACGUCAGACAAAGGAUAAAGGCCACCUCAAGCAUUGUUAGAGUCAUAAAAAAAGAUUUACAAGCUGAAGACGUCAUAUUCCUAAAGCACAACCUUAAGAAGUAUCUGCCAAAAACUCAGAACAGAAAUUCAAAUCCUAGUGUGACUUCAGGAAAAGCACCCAAUGUUGCAAACAAACUGGAUCCAAAAAUGGCUUCAAAAGAAGUGCUUGAUGUUGCAAAGUACCUGGGUAAUCUACAGUUCAGAGUCUGGAAUAAAAUGCAGACUACUAUCAAAUACACUCCUGUUGUUUUGGAUCCAAACACAGCUCACUCACAACUCGUCCUGUCUUCAGAUCUAACCAGCAUGAGAGACAUUGAUGAUGACUAUGAAGACAAGGCUGACAUGCCCAGACCACCAGUUUUGGACACUCCUGAGCAGUUUAGGAGUUUGUGUGUUCUGGGCUCUGAGGGUUUCUCUUCAGGGCUGCACUGUUGGGACAUCGAGGUGGGAAACAACACCUUCUGGAUGCUCGGCGUGACCACUGAGACCGUACCGAGAAAAGAACCCAAUGUUUAUCCCAAAGGCACUUGCAGUAUUGGGUAUGAUGGUGAAAACCUGUGUGUUCGGUCCCCUUUGGGAGUGUACACUCCUCUCCCUUUGGCUGCCAAACCCAAAGUGGUCAGAAUUCGUCUGGAUAUGGAUUUUGGGGAGGUGUGGUUCUUAGAUCCUGCCAGUAACACCGUUCUCCACAUGUUCUCGCACCACUUCACUGAGAAGGUCUUUCCAAUUUUCCACAGCAUGUGUAGUCUCUCUCCUUUGAAGAUCAUGCCUCUCCGGUGUUAUGUGUUGCUGGGAAACAUCCCUUAAUGCUCAUGUUUGUACAAGUGAUGAGUGGCAGUGGCUUAUAUUCUCAAUUGUAGUGCAAUUUUAAAGUUGUAAUGUAUUUAUUAUAUUGUAGCAACUUGAAGAACAAGUAAACCAGAUCAGGGUACAGUGAAGUUUGUCGCUGGAAGAAGGACAUGUGGAGAUGUAGAGAAUGUGGAGUAAAGUACAAUUCAACUGUACAUGUUAGUUUUAUAUUUAUUUACACUACCGUUCAAAAGUUUGGGGUCACUUUGAAAUGUCCUUAUUUUUGAAAGAAAAGCACUGUUCUUUUCAAUGAAGAUCACUUUAAACUAAUCAGAAAUCCACUCUAUACAUUGCUAAUGUGGUAAAUGACUAUUCUAGCUGCAAAUGUCUGGUUUUUGGUGCAAUAUCUCCAUAGGUGUAUAGAGGCCCAUUUCCAGCAACUCUCACUCCAG